Messenger RNA from Paraphaeosphaeria sporulosa, 1974 nucleotides. RefSeq names its product oxalate decarboxylase oxdD. NCBI's taxonomy places the organism in Eukaryota, Fungi, Ascomycota, Dothideomycetes, Pleosporales, Didymosphaeriaceae. The record is from RefSeq and is a predicted model, not a curated record. The coding region runs from base 194 to 1570 and encodes 458 amino acids. The transcript has 2 exons. Gene Ontology annotation, biological process: oxalate metabolic process.
GGAGCAGGCGCAUCCACGAGUCAAACAUGGCAGCCGGGCGCGUCGCAAAGGGAAGGCUCGGAUAUGUCGUCAUGCUGAAGGGGACGCGGGCGGGGCACGGCGGGCGACAUAAAGCAGGGCGGCUGCAGCGUCGUUUUAUAAAGACGUACGGGGACUUUCGACUUUGGACUUGAAGCCAAUUGAAUCACACGCCAUGCAUCUCUCGUCGUAUCUUGCCUUGCUGGGCGCCUGCGGUGGUGCCUGGGCAGCUCCCGUGGAGCAGGCACCGCUAGCCGGGAACGGAGCACCACGAGUCUUCCGCGCAAAGACACCCUACACACCAGACCAUCGCGAUCCGUAUGAUCGCAAGGUCGACUCAAUUGGCGACAAGCUGAAUCCGCUGCCAUGGAGAAACGGCGAUGGAGCAACCAUGCUGGGCCCGCAGAACAAGGAGCGACAGCGCCAAAACCCAGAUCUGAUUCGGCCCCCUAGCACCGACCAUGGCAACAUGAAGAACAUGAGGUGGUCCUUUGCAGACUCGCAUGUUCGCAUUGAAGAAGGCGGCUGGACCCGUCAAACCACCAUUCGCGAGCUUCCCACCAGUGUUGAGCUGGCUGGUGUCAACAUGCGUCUUGACGAGGGUGUCAUUCGUGAGCUGCAUUGGCACAAGGAAGCCGAGUGGGCAUACGUUCUCGAGGGCAAGGUCCGCAUCACUGCUCUCGACACAGAAGGUGGCAGUUUUGUCGACGAUCUCGAGAAGGGCGAUCUGUGGUACUUCCCCUCUGGCCACCCCCAUUCGCUGCAAGGUCUCGCUCCUAACGGCACCGAAUUCCUACUCAUCUUCGAUGAUGGCAACUUUAAUGAGGAGUCGACCUUCCUCCUGACCGACUGGGUGGCUCGCACGCCCAAGAGCGUGCUUGCUGAGAACUUCCGCGUGCACCCCGAAGUAUUCAAUGCCAUCCCGCAGAAGGAAAAGUACAUCUUCCAGGGCCGCCAAGUAGGUUCCAUCGACAAAGAGAUUCCCAAUGGCCCGGGCUACAAGAAGUCAAAGCUGCAAUUCACCCACAAGAUGCUGGCACAGGAGCCAAAGAACACCACCGGAGGUAGGGUUCGCAUCACCGACUCCACCAACUUCCCUCUUUCCAAAACCGUCGCUGCAGCGCAUCUUGACAUCGAGCCUGGCGCAAUCCGAGAGAUGCACUGGCAUCCCAGUGCGGACGAAUGGAGCUAUUUCAUCAAGGGUCGCGCUCGUGUAACCAUCUUCGCUGGAGAGGGUAACGCAAGGACCUUCGACUAUCAGGCUGGAGACGUUGGCAUCGUUCCCAAGAACAUGGGUCAUUUCAUUGAGAACCUGAGCGACGACGAACCUCUUGAGGUACUCGAGAUUUUCCGCGCCUCAAAAUUCCAGGACUUUUCGCUGUUCCAAUGGCUCGGCGAGACGCCCAAGAAGAUGGUUGUGGACCACCUCUUCGCAACGGACAAGAAGUCUGGCGAGAAGUUUUUGAAAGCUAUCGAGGACGCCGAGGAGGACCCCAUCAAGGAUACGGAUACGAGUGGCUGGGACGAUGAACAAGACAAGGAAGAGUUGUGAGAGUAGUCGAACUACUUACUGCAUUUCGCCCUCGCAUUGCGACGUGCGAGGCGUUUUUGAAGUUUUCUUUUGGUUGACAGGAUGUGGUUAAGAUGAUCUGGAGCAGCUUAACUCACAACUUAGCGCAGCUACUAUUGGUCGUGGCACUUUUCGUUGCUUGCAAAAUCACAUAACGUGAACAAUCCUCCGCAAGUCUGACUUGUCUCCUUAUUAUAUCGGUUCGCGUUUUCUUCGACGCCCGAUGGCAGAUACCCACCCACACAAUUGAACUCGAUGUCGGUUGUCACGGUACACUGGCCGCCGAGUACUGUCCAGAUAUACUAUUUCCUUUUGUUUAUUUACAGUGUUCACGAGUUCUCGAUUGAUACGAUGAUAAAAUAUUGGAAGAUGAUGUGUUAAAAUUG